UCUCGAUGGUUUCUUCCAAACAUAGAGCCCUUCAUUCGCGUCCUCAGUGACAUCACGAGGCGGAAGCCGGAAGUAUUCGAUGUUUACCGAGACGACGAGAAGAUGGCGGCGAUUGUGGAUGAAGGAGUCUCUGCGGAUGGGACGAUGGUCUCCAACACUUCAGACAGUUUGAUGACAGCUGAAGAAGCUGCAGCCCAAAAGAGAGAAGAACGGCUUAGAAAAUUCCGAGAGCUUCAUUUGAAAAGGAAUGAAGCCCGUAAGCAAAAUCAUCAGGAAGUUGUGGAAGAAGAUAAAAGGCUGAAGUUACCAACCAACUGGGAAGCAAAAAAGGCUCGCUUAGAAUGGGAACUCAAAGUGGAAGAAAAGAAAAAGGAAUGCCUGCAGAAAGGGGAAGAUUAUGAGAGAGUAAAGCUACUAGAAGUAAGUGCAGAAGAUGCAGAACGCUUUGAGAGGAAAAGGAAGAAGAGAAAUCCUGAUCUUGGGUUUUCAGACUAUGCAGCUGCUCAAUUACGCCAGUAUCAGCGGUUGACCAAGCAAAUUAAACCUGACCUGGAAAAGUAUGAAAAAUUAAGAGCAGAAAGUGGUGAAGAUUUUUUUCCAACUUCAAAUAGUUUACUCCAUGGAUCUCACGUGCCCUCCAAAGAAGGUGUUGACAAAAUGGUUUCAGAUCUUGAAAAACAAAUUCAAAAACGUGAAAAAUACAGCCGGAGACGUUCUUACAAUGACGAUGCAGAUAUCGACUACAUUAAUGAGCGGAAUGCCAAGUUCAAUAAAAAGGCUGAGAGGUUCUACGGGAAAUACACUGCAGAAAUUAAACAGAAUUUGGAAAGAGGAACAGCUGUGUAGACCAAAAAUUUCAGGAGGCUGGCCUUGCUUACCGAGUUUGGCUUCUUUAAUACCUUCAUAUGUAAAAUACGCUUUGCAAACGUGUUCUAAUACUAAAAUGAAAUUUGUCCAUGUAUAGUACUUCUCUCAAAGAAGGCUGUUAGAAAAGUUUUAACUAUUAUGUAAUUGUAGAAAACCAAAGUAUUUGAAGUUAUGAUUGGUGAGCCAAUUAUUUGUUUAAUGAAAAAAUUGAGUCACAAAUUGUUUUUAAAUGUACGUGUUUAUCUGAAAACCAUUACGAUUUUAUUAGUUGAUAUGUUGAUAUUGGUAGUUUGAUUAAACUAAGAGCCAUGGAAUAUAAAGCUGUUUUUAAAACA
Molecule: messenger RNA, 1202 nt
Organism: Ahaetulla prasina
Lineage: Eukaryota; Metazoa; Chordata; Lepidosauria; Squamata; Colubridae
Gene: SYF2
Product: SYF2 pre-mRNA splicing factor
Exons: 7
Coding region: 103-846 (247 amino acids)
Cellular component (GO): Prp19 complex; post-mRNA release spliceosomal complex; catalytic step 2 spliceosome
Source: RefSeq, a predicted model, not a curated record